This is a messenger RNA of Diabrotica balteata, 352 nucleotides long. Lineage: Eukaryota; Metazoa; Arthropoda; Insecta; Coleoptera; Chrysomelidae. The record is from the annotation of a GenBank genome assembly.
AAUGAACAGAAUAACGGAAACAAGUAGAACAUAUAAACUGGAUAUAAACACCACCAAAACCAAGCUAAUGAUCAUCAGCAAGAAAAACGUAACUGGAGCAAAUUUGUAUGUGAAUCAAUUGAGAAUUGAACUUGCGUCACAAUACAAUUACUUGGGAACGAUAAUCAAUGAGUCGUGGGACAAUACCCAAGAGAUUAAAUGUCGCAUCAUAAAGUCCAAAAGUUUAUUCUUGACUGUUAGCUCUGUGUUCAAAAGCCAUGACCUCACCCUAAAAACAAAAGGUAAUACACAAAAAUCAUGAAGAUACCAUGGACAGACAAAGUCAUCAAUGAAGAAGUACUGCGGAGCAUGA